AGCAAAUCUGUAGAGAAUAGUCUGUGCAGUUUGUUCAUUGUGAGUGCAUCAGGACACAAGUGCAGAGUUUGAACAGCAGUUGCUGGAUACGGAAAUAUGACAGGUAAAGAAGACUACACUUCACUUGUCCAUGGCCUUGGUAGCCUGGACUUUUCUGGAGACAGCAGACCCUGCCAGCUUCUCCUGACUGGUGACACAGCCUUCCCAGUGCUAGUGACUCCAGCACAACACGUCCUCCUGGCUGCCUCCAAGUAUGGGAAGGGUAAAAUAGUGGUCAUGAGCCAUGAGUCGUAUUUAGACCAACCACAAUUCAUGGAUUUUCUGAAGAACGCUAUAUCCUGGCUGAAACCAUCUUUGGAAGCAGAAAUUGGUGUUAGCAACAAUCUAGAUCACCUAGAGCAGACUCUGUCCUCCUCUGGACACAGGGUAGAAAAAGUUUCCGGUCUGAAGAAUGAUUUAGGGGUGUUCUGUACUACUGGAUAUGAUGACAGCCAGGCAGAAGAUAUUGUCACAUUCUUGAGACAAGGUGGAGGGGUGCUUAUUGGAGCCCAAGCCAUGGACUGGUCUCAAUCUCACCAACAGGAAAAUGUCCUGUGUGAUUUUCCUGGGAACAAAAUAACAUCAGUUGCUGGAGUGUAUUUCACUGACAAAUAUGGAGAGAAGGGGAGCUUCUCUGUUGGUGAGAACAUAUCGUGGAUUCCAAAUUAUCAAGGUAUAGAUUUUUCAGCGGAUCUAGAGCAUCUCAUGCAAGGUGUUAAUGACCUGGACAUCAGUGGAGGAAAUUUGCCCUCAGAACUUCUUCUUCAUGGACCUCUAACAUUUCCAGUUGGGCUCAGCAAAAACAAUCAGUGCUUUUUUGGUGCUGCAUACUACGGCAGAGGACGCAUUGUUGUAGGAACACAUGAAAGCCACCUGGCCAAACAAGAGCUGGAGACCUUCAUUCUCAAUGCUGUUUCUUGGCUAGACAUGGGCAGAAAUGGAGAGAUUGGUGUCAAUAAACUGGGAGAUCUCUUUCAGAUGUUAGAGAAUGAAGGUCUACCUUGUGUAGCUUCUGCCUUAAAUCCUGGUCUCAGUGUGUAUUGCUGCACUUCCUACAAGGAUGCAGAAGCUGAAAAGAUACAUAGGUUUGUGGCAGAAGGUGGAGGCCUGCUUAUAGCUGGCCAUGCCUGGUACUGGUCUUACUCCAACCCAAAUGUCCUUUCCCAGUACCCAGGAAAUAAAAUCCUGAACAAGUUUGGAAUUAGUAUUUUAGCAGGGACAGUCAAACAAGGAGUUUAUAAGGCUUUGGAUCCCAAAGCAGUUGAUAGUACGUACCACUUCCCUAGAGCAAUCUGCGAGCUGCUAAGGGAUUUGAAAAGUGGAGUUGAGAUAAAACCACCUCUCAGCUCUUGGUUUGACAGACUCAGACAAGAUGUCUCAUCAUACAUAAAGCUUCCAGCCAGCCCUCUCGCCUCAUCACUACAGCAAGAACUAGCACAUCUAGUACAAGGGGGUCAUUUACCCCCUGUCAGUAAACAGUGUCCUGUGAAGAAUGGCUCCAAAGAGGCUUUUAUCAUUUGUUUGGCUCAAGAAGUCAGCUGCUUUCAAUGUCUGAGUGACAGUGGAGAAUGUGGCACUGAUUUAUUGUCCCAGCACCCUGUUACAGUACAGAUUGAUGCCACAAAUCCAGGUGGUGAUGCAUGGAGAAGUACCGGACUCUUUCUGCCCCCUGGAAAAACUGUAGUACUCAUGUUUCCAGCAUCAGCUGUUAGAAAAGGUCUUAAGGUCCAGGUUGGCUGUCAGUCAGAUAACUUGAGUGGAGCAAAAGAGUUUUAUCGUCCUCCUGUAGUUAUACAUCAGAAAGAUGUUCAUGGAGAAAAAGUGAAAAUGUCUUGUAUAUGGGGAGGUCUUCUAUAUAUUGUUGUUAAAGGAAAAAGCAAGUUGGGUCUAAUUCCAGUUACAGUGUAUGGUGCAGAACAAGCUCCAACAUUCAUUAAGGGUCAGACUAGCCUCUCUUCGUGGCAGGAAACAAUUCGUAACUAUCCAGCUCCUUGGGCAGAGCUUAUCGGAGAAAACAUUGUUCUUACUGUGCCCUCUGAUGCCAUCCGCUCACUAGAGGAUCCAGAAACUUUGAUGUCACUGUGGGAAGAGAUCAUGGCAGCUGUUGCUGAUCUAGCAGCAAUUCCCAGGAAAUUUUCUCGUCCUGAAAGAGUUGUGAUAGAUGUACAGAUCGCAAUUGGUUUCAUGCAUUCUGGAUACCCAAUAAUGUGUUCGCCAUCAACAGCAAAGACUAUAACCGAUGUCGAGCAAAUAAAAAAGAGUUGCUGGGGCGUUGUACAUGAACUUGGCCACAAUGAGCAGAGAGGCAAUUGGGAACUUCCACCUCAUACCACAGAAGCAACGUGUAACCUCUGGUCAGUAUAUGUACAUGAAACUGUCCUGCAUGUUCCAAGGGAUAAAGCGCAUUAUUCACUAAAUCCAAAAGAGAGGGAAACCAGAAUCCAGAAAUAUUUAAAAAAUGGAGCCAACCUUAAUCAAUGGAAUGUGUGGACUGCUCUGGAGACCUACCUUCAGUUACAAGAAGGCUUCGGAUGGGAUCCCUUCAAAAAACUAUUUGCAGAGUACCAGAAACUAUCAAAUGUCAGUAGAAAUAAUUCGGAUAAGAUGAAUCUCUGGGCGGAGAAGUUCUCUCAUGCUGUUAAUAAGAACUUGGCUCCAUUCUUCAAGUCCUGGGGGUGGCCCAUUGCAGAGAAAAUCAGCCAGAAGUUAUCCACAUUGCCUAUGUGGGAGGAAAAUCCUAUGAAGAAGUACAUCAGUUGUGAAUAAGGGCAUUUACAGCAACCACACUGACCCUGUACCCUAUUGUAAUGAGUGGAAAUAUUAAACCACACUCCUAUAUUGUUUUA
This is a messenger RNA of Rana temporaria (common frog), 2885 nucleotides long. RefSeq names its product TRPM8 channel-associated factor homolog. The transcript has 8 exons. The record is from RefSeq and is a predicted model, not a curated record. The coding region runs from base 97 to 2805 and encodes 902 amino acids. NCBI's taxonomy places the organism in Eukaryota, Metazoa, Chordata, Amphibia, Anura, Ranidae.